Funneliformis caledonium is the source of this 517-nucleotide messenger RNA. The record is from the annotation of a GenBank genome assembly. NCBI's taxonomy places the organism in Eukaryota, Fungi, Glomeromycota, Glomeromycetes, Glomerales, Glomeraceae.
AAGCUUUGAAAUUGCUACUGAAGCAAAUAAUUGGUCUAAAGCUCGAAUGCUAAAAAUUGUAUCAGAAUAUUUGCAUGGACUAGCUGCAUAUUGGUUUGAAGAAAAUGUUGAUACUAUUAUUUACUGGAGUUCAGAUGGUAAUACUGCUGCAAGUUUUGUAUUAUUAUUUUUGAAAAAAUUCUCAACUGAAGAAAAGCAAAAUCUAUGGCACUAUCAAUUAAAUACACUUCGCCAAGGGCCUUAUGAAAAAGUAGAUUUUUAUGCAGGAAAAUUUAAAAGAUUGUUAAAGAAAGUUAACUCUUCUAGUGCCUUAUCAGAUAAAUAUACUGUAAGACUUUUUCUUAAUGGAUUAAGAAAGAAUAUCGUUCUUCUUGUAACAUUUAGUCAUCCCAAAAAUGUAGAAGAAGCUAUUGAUGUAGCUAAACAAGUUGAGAGUGGUCAAUAUUAUGAACAGCAAUCUCCUGUAUCAACUCAACCAAGUGGAAGCAAUAAUGCUAUCGAUAAUCUUACCAAAUAA